Molecule: messenger RNA, 552 nt
Organism: Cuscuta europaea
Lineage: Eukaryota; Viridiplantae; Streptophyta; Magnoliopsida; Solanales; Convolvulaceae
Source: the annotation of a GenBank genome assembly
GGCAACUCGAAUGGAAUGCCAGACAACGCUUUUCACAUACAGACAACUACAAAUCAAUUUUAAAGAAUUUAUUUCACAUUACAGACAAAUUAAAUUCAAUGUCAGACAACUCUUUUCUUUUCAGGUUUGCUGGCGCAGAGAGCACUUGGUCCAGCGCACGUCGGGCUCGAGCUCGAAGGCACAAUAAGUAUCGACCCCAACAAUCACCGCCAUGGCAAAGAGCAACAGAUCUUGUCUUCCCUGACGGCGAGUUUGGUGACGGCGUCGGAAACUACCGCCGUGUCGUUACGAAGCAGAGUGGGCUCUUCAUCCGUCUGAGCAGCAGAUCUAUCCCAGAUAUUGUGGAGAGACAAGAUGCGGCCGGCGAGGCGGCAGAGCAACUUCUAACAGCGUCUGUCGGCGCUCCUGCUGGCGACGAUCUUCAGCAGAUGCCACGUCAUGAGAGUGACGGUUGCUCCGUGUGAAAUCCUCUUUUCUGAUUUCUUUUUGUUUGUGAAUGUGCCAGAACGAGUGGGAAGGAGAAAGUGAGAUGAGGGUGAAAGGAAGAUGAGG